AUGUCCACGCCGUAUCAACCUCUAGCCCCGCCGGAAUCCGCUGCGCUGCGUGCGUUGAGGGAAGACCCGAAUGGCGGACGGUGUGCAGUGCAAAACUGCGUCGAUGGGUCCCCUGAACCUGUCGUUCCUUGUUAUGUCCUUCCGAAGGAAUUCGAGGCGCAUCAUGAGCUCAUGACCGCCUUUGAGUACAAUUUUGGGUACCAGCAUAUGAGUCUCAAUCUUGAUACGAGGAAGAAUAUAUUUUUUCGGUACGCACAUAAAGUGAGCGCGACGCUGCGAGACCUGUUCGUCCAGGGAAAGUGGGCGUUGCUCCCCGAGCAGUCUGUGCUGGAGCGGUAUUAUGGAGAAAGUGUUCAAGUACACGCUGUUGCGCUGGUCGCAGAGGACCAAUUCCCGAUCGCGUCCAUCCGUCGCUACUUGACGCCUAGCUCCGACGACUCCCGUUCGUGCAGCUCAUACACCACCUACACCAAGUUCCCCUUCGACGAUUUCCCCACCAUCACUUCGCACGUCCACCCAAACUUUGCUGUCUACAGCCUCGGAUACACCUCCGGGGUAUAUACGGGGACUCGCACCGCGAUUAUCUGGGUCUGGUGGAGAAAUAUCCGUGCGAAGGGUGAGGUGGAUUUUGGGUAUCGUUCCCGGAGGUCGCUGCCUGGGGACGUGGAGGACCAGGCUGUGUUGAGCGACGCAGACUCGGAUGCCACGGAGACUCAGACUGAGCCUUGUCGCGUUUACCAGCCCCCCAAACGGUUGACCGACAAUAAUGAUGGGGGAGAGGAUCGGUAUUGGGAUGUGGCGCGGAUAUCGGAAUCGGCCCAGAGACGUAGAUCUGGUAGGGGUGAAUCUAACGAUGGGUAG
This is a messenger RNA of Coprinopsis cinerea okayama7#130, 861 nucleotides long. RefSeq lists its product as hypothetical. The transcript has 6 exons. Lineage: Eukaryota; Fungi; Basidiomycota; Agaricomycetes; Agaricales; Psathyrellaceae. Bases 1 to 861 code for a protein of 286 amino acids. The record is from RefSeq and is a predicted model, not a curated record.